UGCGCACAAAGUCCCGCCGUUCUGCGGUGUUUGUUGCUGUGUGGAAGCGGGAAGGAGGAAUGAGGAGUCAGUAACGGACAGCAGCUCUGAAUUAAACCCGAAGGAUUACAGCAGGAGAGCAGCAUGCCGCGCGAGAUCAUCACCCUGCAGCUCGGGCAGUGCGGGAACCAGAUUGGAUUUGAGUUUUGGAAACAGCUGUGUGCCGAGCAUGGAAUCAGUCCAGAGGGUAUCGUGGAGGAGUUUGCAACUGAGGGCACGGACCGAAAAGAUGUCUUCUUCUACCAGGCGGACGAUGAGCACUACAUUCCUCGAGCCGUGUUGCUGGAUCUGGAGCCCAGAGUCAUCCACACCAUCCUAAACUCUCCCUACGCAAACCUGUACAACCCUGAGAACAUCUACCUGUCUGAGCAUGGAGGCGGGGCUGGAAACAACUGGGCCAGUGGCUUUUCUCAGGGCGAGAAAAUCCAUGAGGACAUCUUUGACAUCAUUGACAGGGAGGCAGAUGGCAGUGACAGUCUGGAGGGUUUCGUGCUGUGCCACUCCAUUGCUGGAGGAACUGGGUCUGGUCUGGGCUCGUACUUGUUGGAGAAGCUGAAUGAUCGGUAUCCUAAGAAGCUGGUUCAGACGUACUCUGUGUUUCCGAAUCAGGAUGAGAUGAGUGAUGUGGUGGUGCAGCCCUAUAACUCUCUGCUCACACUCAAGAGACUCACCCAGAAUGCUGACUGUGUGGUGGUGUUGGAUAACACAGCUCUGAACAGAAUAGCUACAGACAGACUGCACAUCCAGAACCCAUCCUUCUCCCAGAUCAACCAACUGGUCUCCACUAUUAUGUCUGCUAGCACAACAACUCUGCGCUAUCCUGGAUACAUGAACAACGAUCUGAUUGGACUGAUUGCGUCUCUCAUCCCCACUCCCCGCCUUCACUUCCUGAUGACUGGUUACACACCGCUGACCACUGACCAGUCGGUGGCGAGUGUGAGGAAGACUACAGUUCUGGAUGUGAUGAGGAGGCUCCUGCAGCCGAAGAACGUGAUGGUGUCUACAGGCCGAGACCGUCAGACCAACCACUGUUACAUUGCCAUCCUCAACAUCAUUCAAGGAGAAGUGGAUCCCACACAGGUCCAUAAGAGUCUUCAGAGGAUACGAGAGAGGAAGUUGGCUAAUUUUAUCCCAUGGGGUCCAGCCAGUAUCCAGGUGGCGCUCUCCCGCAAAUCCCCUUAUCUACCAUCCGCCCACCGUGUCAGUGGACUGAUGAUGGCCAAUCACACCAGCAUCUCUUCACUCUUUGAUCGGACGUGCCGUCAGUACGAUAAGCUGAGGAAGCGCGAGGCCUUCCUGGAGCAGUUCCGGAAGGAGGACAUAUUCAAGGACAACUUUGACGAGCUGGACAACUCGCGGGAGGUGGUGCAGCAGCUGAUCGAUGAGUACAGCGCUGCCACGCGGCCCGAUUACAUCUCCUGGGGCACGCAGGAGCAGUGAGCGCAUCCCCCUAUCUCCUAAACCAGCAUGUAGCGCUGACCAAGCCAGUGGGUCUGGACUUGUCUUGUAGAGCUGAGCUGUGUUUCUGUCUUCAGCAGCUUAUUACACGUGAAAUGGGGCGUUUAGAAACAUGCGCCUGUAAGACGCCCGUGCUCAGAGUGGGGACAGCGCUCUGUUUCUUUUUUGUGCAGUAUAUUAGAAAUGAAUGGACAGACUUGCUGUUCAGUACUGCUGUUCUAAGUGUGUGGACCUCUAGCAUAAUGUUAUGUAUAAUCCUUACAAAAUUGCAGACUGGUAUAUAAUAUAAUAGGGCUGCAUGAUCUAGACAAAAGCAACAUGUGAUUGUAUUGCUAUAUGGCUUAGAUUGUGAUACACUAAACUUUGUUUAGGCCAAUAAGGUUCAUGUUUGAAUGAAUCAAGGCACCCACAGGAACAUCUGUUUGGCUACGUUCAGACUGCAGAUUGGAUUUACAUGUCUGGACAUCACAAACAUAUCUGUUUGGGUUGCUGUGGUAACGUGGUCUAGUUCAGUAACUAACCUUUCACGCUCUUUGACUUCUAUCACUCUGGAUUUGAUGAGGUGUUUUUUUGUGUUAAAAAACUAUUUUGAUCCAAAUUUGAGUGUCCAAAGAGUACAGACUAUGACAACGCGUCUAUACAAUUCUUUAUGAUUGUAAUCAAACCACCUCCUGAAAACAGAUUUAAUUUGGUUGUUCACAUUGGCUGUUCAGAUUAUUAAAGACCAGUCUAUAUACAAUCUAGAUAUGGCAAUUUUUGCUUUUACCCAAAUCACAAUUUAAAAAUCAGUGAUUUGGUUUGAGGCUCAUUUAUGUUUUUGUAACCUUAUUCAAAUAAUAAUAAAAGCAAUAUAUUGUGCAGCCCUAUUAUAUGAGUGCUUUAUAACUUGUAUGUGCCUAAAUAUGCUUCUCAACAAAAGGUUUGAUGUAGUGAAAAAGCUCAUCAUUCUCUCACUUCUCUUGCAGUUUUCUAUUUCUCUUUCUCUCUUUCUCUUUUCUCACACUCUUUCUCUGACUAUAGCAAUGAUCAGAAAAUGGGGAAACCUGUUUCCAACACCUGGUUGAGAAACGUCAUAUUAUGAAGGUUUCUCCAUCACCUGGUUAAAAAGUCAUAAUCUGAGGAUUUCUCAAUCACCUGGUUGGGAAAUGUCAUAAUAUGAAGUUUUCUCAUUUACCUGGUUGAGAAACGCCAUAAUCUGAGGGUUUCUCUUCAUUAUGACACAGUGUC
Molecule: messenger RNA, 2724 nt
Organism: Astyanax mexicanus (Mexican tetra)
Lineage: Eukaryota; Metazoa; Chordata; Actinopteri; Characiformes; Acestrorhamphidae
Gene: tubg1
Product: tubulin, gamma 1
Exons: 11
Coding region: 124-1479 (451 amino acids)
Biological process (GO): microtubule nucleation; mitotic spindle organization; mitotic cell cycle
Cellular component (GO): spindle; centrosome; microtubule
Molecular function (GO): structural constituent of cytoskeleton; GTP binding
Source: RefSeq, a predicted model, not a curated record